Molecule: messenger RNA, 648 nt
Organism: Fusarium tjaetaba
Lineage: Eukaryota; Fungi; Ascomycota; Sordariomycetes; Hypocreales; Nectriaceae
Product: glycosyl hydrolase
Exons: 1
Coding region: 1-648 (215 amino acids)
Source: RefSeq, a predicted model, not a curated record
AUGAUCUCAGCCUUCAGCUCACUGCCAUUCUCCGUUAGCGCAACUGAAGAUUCAACAGAACUGCUCUCACUUUCAGACUACGAUGUCGUUGCUCUCGGACACAACACCGGUGAUUAUCUAGCUGAAGAAGAAGUCACCUCUUUGUUAAAUUUCGUCGAGAAUGGUGGUGGUGUUGUAGGCAUUCAUGCAGCUACAUCCGGCCUGAAGACAAAUGCCAGGUAUACCAAGAUCUUGGGCGAGGUGUUUAAUGGCCACCCGCCGCCACAGUGGAUGACUCUUGCCGUCGAAAACCCCGAUCACUUCAUCAACGGAUGUCAGUCUCUUCCUAGUCCAGAAUCUGCACCAGAAGAAGCACCUGUCUGUCCUGUCAAGACAGAGUCUCUUCCAGCGAGCCAAUUUCCAUGGUUCGACGAGGUGUAUACCUUCAGAUCGCACCCACGCGUUGAAGGCCGCACGAUCUUACUUUCAGUGCAAGAGAGCAACGAGGAGGGCGCUGAAUCUGCUGGCUUUCCUCUGUCAUGGACUCAGACGGUCGGAAGGGGAAGAGUGUAUUACACUGCUCUGGGUCAUUUUGAUGAAGCAUAUAAAGAUACUUGGUUCAUGGAAAGCUUGCGUCGAGCGGUUGUCUGGACUGCGAAGAAGGAUUGA